CUUAGUAGCGAACGAUCAUUCCCAUCUCUUCGCUUUAGCUACCUGUUCCAUUUGGAAACAAGCCAGUUCUUUUUUUUGAUUUCUUUUUUAUCUUGUGCUAUUACAACUUUCAACUGCCCGGUCUCUCGCUCGCGGAGCGGUUCAACAUGCUACCUCAUGACCAAUGUGAAGAUCGCAUUCCGGGCAUUGCACCCAAACCAGAGGGCCAAGACGACGACGAUGGUCCAGGCUUAGUAGGGUCUCACUAUGAUACUACGAACCAUCAUGGAUUUUUCGAUCACCCCGAUGCUAUGACUUAUUUUACACAACCUACACACACUCAAACAUCCACUAUUCGACCUGGCCCAGUGCCAUCGUCGCAGGCGACGCGGUCUCAGGAGGAUGUCUUUGGUGAAUUAAUGUCGUUGGCUUAUUUGGAUCCUCAUCAUCAGCCUCGUGAUGGAGGUGAUCCAUUACGGUACCCUUGGGUGGUGCCACCCUAUGAUAGACCACCAACGGCUGAGUACGGAAACAUAUAUCUAAUGGAAGUGGUGCAACAACCACAAAGAGCUCGCAUGUGCGGCUUUGGGGAUAAAGACAGACGUCCAAUUACUCCUCCUCCCAUAAUCAAGUUGACCGUGACUACCAAUGAAGGGUAUCCUAUACAAGUCAGCGACCUGGACGUCUCAUUCUAUGUAGUGCUAUGUGAUGUAUGGACAGCCGAUGCUUCGUCCAAGGUGAACCUGGUGAUUCAUCCAUCCGAGGCACCCAUGCUCACGCCUGGUAACAGCAGUGCAGCCGCAGCAGCCAUGUCAUCAGCAGCUGCAGCUUCUUCGUCUCACUCGCCACCAACGAUAGCCGUGGCUGGAACCAAGCUAAAUCCCGACUCUAACCCUUCUGGAACCAACAUUGACACCCCAUCACCGGCUGCUACCAGAAACCUGAUCGGCUCAUUGGUUUCAUCCGCUGCCAAGCUAUAUGACACCGAAGAUCAAUUGGGUAUCUAUUUUGUGUUUCAGGACUUGAGUAUCCGCACGGAAGGCACGUUUAGAUUAGGAUUUUCCCUAGUGGACGUUGGAUCGCCAUACUUGCAAGGAAUUAAUGAAUCGCCAUCCAGGGUCCUUGCCCAGACAUUUAGCGAUCCCUUCACAGUGUUCUCCGCCAAAAAGUUCCCAGGCAUGAUAGAAUCAACUCCACUGUCUAGGGCAUUCGCACGUCAGGGCGUUAAGAUUCCAAUUCGGAAAGACGCGGCAAAGGGAAAAAAAGGCGAGCCUGCCGAAGAAGAUGACGAUGAAUAAAUCAGUUCUUCAAUGACAGCGUUGACAGCAUCGCCCAUCUAUACCUCAACAUCUUACAGCCCCCGGUAUACCAAUUACAACCUAUUUGAAAGCCAGUCUUUACAUUGGGA
Umbelopsis ramanniana AG is the source of this 1387-nucleotide messenger RNA. RefSeq lists its product as uncharacterized. NCBI's taxonomy places the organism in Eukaryota, Fungi, Mucoromycota, Umbelopsidomycetes, Umbelopsidales, Umbelopsidaceae. The record is from RefSeq and is a predicted model, not a curated record. The coding region runs from base 147 to 1277 and encodes 376 amino acids. The transcript is spliced from 5 exons.